This is a messenger RNA of Salpingoeca rosetta, 1896 nucleotides long. RefSeq lists its product as uncharacterized. Lineage: Eukaryota; Choanoflagellata; Craspedida; Salpingoecidae. The transcript is spliced from 8 exons. Gene Ontology annotation, cellular component: Ndc80 complex. Bases 1 to 1896 code for a protein of 631 amino acids. The record is from RefSeq and is a predicted model, not a curated record. Gene Ontology annotation, biological process: attachment of mitotic spindle microtubules to kinetochore.
AUGGCAUACCGCGGAGCGCUGAGCCGCGUGAGCCUGAGCGAGGACAAUGCACGUGCGGGGCGCAAGUCCAUGGGUGGCCCCAUCAAGAGGCAAUCGCGUGGAGGGCGCAACAGCCUUGCACCCCAGAGCAAGCGCGAGAGCCUCGCCGGUCCCAAGGCCUCCUCUCGCAAGUCCAUGGCAGGCCGGCCAUCCACGGGCGGGCGGCCAUCGACUGCAGGCCGCUACUCGAUGGGUGGGCGCCAGAGCAUGGGCGGCGCAAACAGCCGCCGCUCCAGCAUGCACCGUCGACCAGAGCCCCGCCCUCUGAGCGACAAAGGAUACAAGCAGCAGAGCAUCAAGGAGCUGAUGGAGUUCCUGGUGUACAACCAGUUCCCAAAGGCCAUUUCCGAGCAGCGCCUCAAGGGGCCCUCCACGCGCGAGUUUGUGGAGAUUUUCCAGUUUGUGUAUGAGCGCUUGGAUCCUUGCUUCCCCUGGGCCAAGCUCAAGGCCGAGGAUGAGAUUCCAACCUUGCUCAAGGCCAUCGGCUACCCGUUCUCCGUCAAGCCCAGCCUCAUCAUCUCCUGCGGCAGCCCCCACAACUGGCCAAAGCUUCUCGGCGCCCUUCGCUGGAUGAUCGAGCUCACAGACUUCUUGGAGGAUCACAAGGACAACAUUCUCCGCCUCCUCAUCUCCCAAGCGCAGCUGCUGUCUGCUGACCGUGAGGGCGACUUCUUUGGCACCGCCGACAGCGAGGAAAUGCUGGAGACACUGCAGUUUAUCCUCGAAACAGCUGAGACCUUCCGGCAGCACGGCGAGGACGGGAUGCUGCCAUCGCUGGAGCCCGAGGCUGUGGAGGAGAAGCGCAUGCAGGUGAUUGAGGAGCGAGAGGCCCUCAAGGCAGAGAGCGAGCAGCUGCGCGCACAGCGCGAUGAGCUUGAGUCUGCAAGCAGCAGGCUGCCCAAGCUGCGGCAGAAGAAGGCGGAGGUGGAGAGCGACUGCGAGCAGUUGACGCAGGAGCUUGCAAAGGGGCGGCAGAGCGAGGAACGGUACGACAAGCGCAUCGCAGAGUUGCAACAGUUUCUGGAAGCGCGCAAGGAGGAGCUCGCAAACGUUCAAGCUCGCAAGAGGAAACUGCAGGAGACGUGUGAUGCGCAAGACAUGCAGCGAGAGCAGUUUGAGCAAGUGCAGACGGAGCUUGCGCGCCUGAAGACGGAUUUGAAGAGCACACGCUUCCAGAUUCGCCAGCGCAAGGACGACGUGAAGGCAAAGCAGGACGCUGUUGCACAGAAGGAGCAGCAACUGAUUGAGCUGCUCAACGACUACAACCACCUCGUCUGCGAGCUUGGUUUGACGUCUGCCAACGCCAACAACCCCGUCAGCCGCGACUGCCGCCUCCGCGUUCAGACUACAGCCGACUCUGUCGACGAAAUUCUCUCAGCGAAUGUGAAGCGCGACAUUGCGCCCGCCAUCCAGGAGUUCCGUGGCCAGGUGCAGCAAAGCCUGCAGCAGGCCGGGCUGGAGCAGCAGCACGUGGCGCGGCAGUUGGCGGAGGUGCAGCAGCAAAUUGAUGCGAAGCGGGAGGAAAUUGGCAGCCUCGAACAGCGCAUUCAGGCCACCAUGAAGCACUGCUCCAACGAGGAAGAGCUGCUGAGGGAGGAACGCCAGCGCCACGAGUCGUCGCUCAAGUCGGAGCAGGGCGAAGCCAGCCGUCUGCGGGAAGAGGUGGACACCCUGCGGCAUCAGAGCCAGGUGCAGCUUGAGCACGCCAUGCGCCGAUACCAGGAGCUCAAGGAGAGCUGUGCCCGUGAGGAAGAGCGCCUGAACAAGGUCAUCUUCGAGGCCCUCACCGCCGUUGUGCACUACAAGGAAUACGUCACCAACGUGCUUGCCCAGAUGCAAGCCCGGUACUGCCAAUGA